Messenger RNA from Cylindrotheca closterium, 1551 nucleotides. Lineage: Eukaryota; Bacillariophyta; Bacillariophyceae; Bacillariales; Bacillariaceae. The record is from the annotation of a GenBank genome assembly.
AUGGAGAGAGAACGUACACCGCCAAUCGCAAAUACAAAGCGAUGUUUGUUUCCAGAGGAUGACUUGAAUUCUCAGGUAUCGUCGGAUAUCUUUCAUGUUGGUUCUGUGGAUUCUCCUUUGAUGAAGGGAACUGAAAGUCACGAUGAUUCCCCGACGACUGUGCAAGCCUAUCCGGUACAUUCUGCGCAGAAUAAUACGUCAAUCAAGUCUAGAAUUGCGAUGGGCGAUCAUGGAGCUGAGGUUCUGGUCGACAUGUCUCUGCUAUCAAUUCACACGCCUGAGAAGGAAGAGACUUUUCGAAGAACCAAUUCCCUUCUCGAUACACGAUCGUCUCCAGCGUUCAGUAAAGACGACUCUUUUGUAUUUCACGUCGUCGAGGAUAGUCCCUUCGGAAAGUGCUAUCACAACUCCAACGGUUCUCCAUUUGGCCUACAGACAUCAAUUGCCUUAUGCCUUGGAGAUGUGGAAGAAGAUUUUCAAGCAGCUGCUUCAGGAUGUAACAGCUGGGGACCUUGGUCAUAUUUCAGCUCGGGUGAGGAAAAAAAUCAAUCACUAACCAGCUCUCCCCCCAAGAAUCGAUUGACAAACAGAGCUUUCAAUCAGGAAGCCAGAAAGAUACGGAUCCAGCACAUUCGACGGGAAUUGAAUCCCUUCCAAAAAUCUCCACAGACGCCGAAACAGUUUGCCAAGGCUCGAUCGUUUUCAGUCACGAAGCAGGCCCUUAAAGAGAAAAAGGAAACGAGAAGAUGUUCGAAGUCUCAAACCAGAAUUGAAUCUUCACCACCCUCCAGAGGUAUAUCCGAUGUCAUCCAACUGUGCACAAUGCCUGAAAACGUGACCGCAAAUUCACCCAUGAUCAUUCGAAAGAACGAGGAUUUUGAGCACGAAGAAAAGAAACUUGAGGUAUUCUAUGAUAGUGAUCCAGAAGAUUUCACCAGAACUAGUCGACGAACUCUUCGAAAAAGAAAUCGAAAAACGGGAGUCUACGAAAGAGGAGAAUUUGAUUCUUCACGUGGGCAUUUCGAGGAUAUCUACAAUGAUGAAGUAAUCUGUACGGUUUCCCAAGAGUUUGUCAAUUCUAACUCGACUUUGAUCUAUCACCGAACAAAUACAACGGGUUCUUCUCAAGUUGUAGUAAAUGCGUGGGUAGAACGGGGACAAGACUUCGGUCAAUCCCUUGUCCAACCAAAGUGGAUGUGGAAGCCGCAAUUGGAAGAGUCGAAAAGUCGUCAAAGUAUGCACCAGGUCAACGCAGUUGAUUUGCUAAGUAUCACGCGCAUUCUGAAGGUUGAUCAAAUAGACCGUUUGCUUUACCCCUUUGCUAAGCCUUCGAGUUGUUUCUUGGUGCGCACUGUUGAUGGAGACGGCUUUCUCUUUGAAGCCGAAUCAGAAAUGGAAAGAGAUCAAAUGAUUUAUUCUAUGAAGAUGGUAAUUGCCCGUUUUGGCGCUAUGGUUCUCAAUCAGGAUGAAGCAAUUCAUGAAGAGUUCUUUGCAACAUCUGAGCCUGUUCCAGGUGCAAUACCAGCAGCCUUGGCUCGCAUAAAUUUCUAA